UCUUUUAUUAUGACGUGAUGCUACUUGACAAUAACACUGUGUGAUAGAGGAAGCUCUCCGCUAGUAAAUUUAUCAUCUUUCUAGCUAAAAGGCUUUCACACACGAACGAACGAACAUUCUCGGAUCUGAGAUCUUUGGAUCCCAACAUCGUCGAUUCAAGGACUAAAGAAAAGCUUUGAGUCAUGUCAAGAAGGCAAGUAGGUUCGACGAGGCGUGUGGGAGAUAGUGGAAGCUUCCCUUUUGUAGGAGCUUUGCACUCAAAGUCACGCUCAUCUCCUCUCUUAUCUAUUUGCCUUGUUCUCGUGGGAGCAUGCCUUCUCAUUGGUUAUGCUUUCAGUGGUCCAGGUAUGUUUAAAAGUAUCAGAGAAGUCAGCAAGAUCACAGGUGACUAUUCUUCUUGCACAUCGGAAGUUCAGAGAGCCAUUCCUCUUCUCAAGAUUGCGUACGGAGAUAGCAUGCGGAAAGUCUUGCACGUGGGUCCUGAGACAUGCUCUGUGGUUUCCACUCUGUUGAAGGAGGAAGAGACUGAAGCAUGGGGUGUUGAGCCGUACGAUGUAGAGGAUGCAGACUCUCACUGCAAAAGUCUUUUGCAUAAAGGCCUUGUGCGUGUUGCUGACAUCAAGUUCCCUCUCCCUUACCGGUCAAAGUCGUUUUCUCUUGUCAUCGUCUCGGAUGCUCUGGACUACCUCUCACCCAAGUAUUUGAACAAGACCGUUCCUGAACUUGCACGUGUUGCUUCAGAUGGUCUCCUUCUCUUUGCAGGUAAUCCUGGUAAGCAAAAGGCUAAAGUUGCAGAGUUGUCGAAGUUUGGACGACCAGCUAAAAUGCGUAGCUCGUCGUGGUGGAACCGUUUCUUCUCACAGACGAAUCUAGAGGAAAACGAAGCAGCGAGCAAGAAAUUCGAAAAAGCAGCUUCCAAGAUUUCAUACACACCAGCUUGUCAAGUCUUCCACCUCAAACCAUUACAUUAGAACAUUAUUGUUAUUACUGGUCUUGAAAAAGCAUCAGACCAGAUAUGUCUCCUCUAUGUUAUAUGCCUUAUUCCCUCUAUAGAAAGAAACACAAAGUUCCACAGAGUUGUAACAGUCUCAACAAUUUAAUAAGUUAGCCUGCAUUUGUUUCAUUUAAGCUAUGACAUUAUCAGAUAAUCAAGUUUAUCAAAAUCAAUUAUGAAUAUUA
Messenger RNA from Brassica oleracea var. oleracea, 1179 nucleotides. RefSeq lists its product as uncharacterized. Gene Ontology annotation, biological process: pectin metabolic process. The record is from RefSeq and is a predicted model, not a curated record. Gene Ontology annotation, molecular function: methyltransferase activity. The transcript is spliced from 7 exons. The coding region runs from base 183 to 971 and encodes 262 amino acids. Lineage: Eukaryota; Viridiplantae; Streptophyta; Magnoliopsida; Brassicales; Brassicaceae.